UUUUUUUUUUUUUUUUUUUUUUUUCUCUCUGCUCUCUCUCAAAUCUGUGCAUCCCUUUUGCUCCAACGGCCGGACCUUGAACGGCUCCGAUUAACUUGAAAAAAAGAAAAGCUCGGAGCAUUGGCGAAUGACCUUCUGACCUGACCCCACCUUGUUUAGGCUCGUGCGCUAAGCCCAGCUAGCCUAGCUCCCUCUCAUAGAUUGGUUUUCUCUGUGGCUUUUAGCUUUUAUGUAUGCUCUUGUAAGGUUUAUGCUCGAUCCAACGUCGAUCCCGUCAUGGGAUAAGUAUCCCGACAUUUCCUUUCUUUUAUUUUGUUUUCCUCUUAAUGUUUUUUUUCUUAAACUCUCUUUAGAAUUUUGAUUACCAUCGUUGCACUAGUUUCUUUUUCAUUUCGUUUUAUUUAUUUAGUAAUAAUAAAUAAUAAUAAAUAACUAACCUGCCAUGUCUCUGCAACGGGUUGGUUCCCUCGAGGCGUUCGUCAUUGUUCCUACCGAGGGCCGCAGGUCGCGGCGGGGUUCUGCGUCCUCGGUUGCUGCCUCCGAGAGGGCGAGAAAACUCACCUUCAACCCGCUGCCAGAGUCGUGGAACCCCGUCUUCGAAGACGAAGAUAAUGGCCGUCUUCACCUCGGCCAGUCCCGAGGGGCCUUUGAGGUGCCUCGAUGGGAGCGAAUACUUCAAGUUAUUAUUAUGGUCGUGUUCUGCCUCUUCGCUGCUGGGAUCGUGUUCGGAUACGCUGCGUUGAAACCAGUGCUGAAGAAGGAGGGCGCAUAUCAAGAUAUAUGUAAUGGCGGGGACACCUGCGUGGAAAUUCAUCUAAAUCUCAUGUUCACUGUUGCCGCCGUUGCCACCAACGUUGCUGCCCUUCCCGUGGGUGCUAUUCUAGACCACUAUGGUCCUCGAGUCUGCGGUGUCAUAGGUGCUCUGUUUCUUAGUAUCGGCGCGCUGUGCAUGUCCUUUGCUAAGAGCUUGCCUUUUGAUGCUUUCCUCUUCGGCUACCUAUUCCUCGCCUUAGGCGGUCCAUUUACCUAUAUAUCUUCGUUCCAAUUAUCCAAUGCUUUCCCCCGGCACUCGGGUCUUAUUCUCGCAUUACUUACAGGCGCGUUCGAUGCCUCGAGCGCCCUGUUCCUCGUCUACCGUAUUAUUUAUAGCAAGACCGGCGGUAGUUUCGGACACCACCGAUUUUUCCUUGUGUACCUUAUAGUGCCGGUACUGAUACUAAUCUUCCAGCUGACAAUACUCCCCAAGCAGUCAUACAAGACCGUGGGAGAGAUGAUCGAAGAGAUCGAGACACCUGCCUUUCCCGAUCCGGCUGACGCGUCGGACGUGAUAGAUGCUGAUGAUCAGGUGGACGAGCAGACGGCGCUUAUUCGGGAAGAACAAAGAGAGCACCACGAAAGCGUUGUGCACGACAUCGAGGAGCUACUGGGCUCUAGCAAGGUGGACAAGGACGAGCAAGCUCAACGCGAGGAGGCGAGGAACGAGAAGAGCGGCGUGUGGGGUGUAAUGCAUAACCGCACGGCGUGGGAGCAGAUCUGCUCGCCUUGGUUCGUGCUCAUAUGCCUGUUCACCGUGGUGCAGAUGACGCGAAUCAACUACUUCGUCGCCACCAUCCGGCCGCAAUACGAGGCCAUAUUCGGCUCGCUAGAAAAGGCCGUCGAGAUCAACAACUUCUUCGACCUGGCGCUCCCGCUCGGCGGCAUCGUCUCGAUCCCUUUCAUCGGGAUCAUCCUGGACCGCACGAGCACGGCGGCGGUGCUCGCGACGCUGGUGGCGGUGGCGACGACGAUCGGGGUCCUGGGGGUGCUGCCGUACGCGUGGGCGGCGUACGCCAACGUGGCGCUGUUCGUCCUGUACCGGCCCUUCUACUACACGGCGGUCAGCGACUACAGCGCCAAGGUGUUCGGCUUCCGGACCUUCGGCAAGGUCUACGGCACCAUCAUCUGCCUCUCCGGCCUGCUCAACUUCAGCCAGAGCGCCCUCGACUACCUCUUCCACCGCACCUUCCGCGGCGACCCCGUCCCCGUCAACCUCCUCCUGCUCGCCCUCGGCCUCGUCAUCGGCGUUGGCCUCGUCGCCUACGUCGGCCUGCAGUCCCGGCGGCUCGGGCGGAAGAGGGAGGUGUCGCCGAGCGGGUUCGCGAAUGGGAGGGGGGAAUACUGAGAUAUUAUAUUAUUAUUAUAUUAUCAUUUACGUCUUUUUUUAUGGUCUUUACGCCUUUAUAACGACGACGACUUUGCUGGGUAUAUGAAAAAAUGUGUUUUUUUUUUUUUU
Messenger RNA from Daldinia caldariorum, 2272 nucleotides. RefSeq names its product MFS general substrate transporter. Gene Ontology annotation, cellular component: fungal-type vacuole membrane. Gene Ontology annotation, biological process: transmembrane transport. Gene Ontology annotation, molecular function: transmembrane transporter activity. The transcript has 3 exons. Bases 443 to 2161 code for a protein of 572 amino acids. NCBI's taxonomy places the organism in Eukaryota, Fungi, Ascomycota, Sordariomycetes, Xylariales, Hypoxylaceae. The record is from RefSeq and is a predicted model, not a curated record.